Molecule: messenger RNA, 1833 nt
Organism: Aphanomyces invadans
Lineage: Eukaryota; Oomycota; Saprolegniomycetes; Saprolegniales; Verrucalvaceae
Exons: 4
Coding region: 5-1714 (569 amino acids)
Biological process (GO): protein O-linked glycosylation via mannose; endoplasmic reticulum unfolded protein response
Cellular component (GO): endoplasmic reticulum
Molecular function (GO): mannosyltransferase activity; protein binding
Source: RefSeq, a predicted model, not a curated record
GCACAUGGAGCGGCCGCUUGUAAGUGCCUUCCUUAUGUGUACCAUGAUCUACGCUGCACCACUCCUGUGUGGGUCAUGGGAAUUCCUACUUACUUGGGACGAUAGCAUCAACUUUGUAGAGAAUGAGGUCAUUAGCCGCCUCGAUUGGCGCCAUUUCCGCGCGAUGCUGUGCGAGGUCCGCAUUGGGGUGUACGAACCUCUCGCUCAUCUCCUGAAAGCCAUGGUGUUUGCAGCAUGCGGUCUAAACUCUCAAUGUGUUCGCCUUAUAACGCUUACUCUGCACGCCGCGUCAUGCUACGUCCUUCGCCAGGUCUCAAUCGACUUGUUAGCGUUGUUGUUGGACUCGCUGGAGCCAAAAGCAACAUCACUGGGCUGCACGCUCAGCGCGUUCCUGUACUUCAUCCACCCUUUGAAUGUUGAAGUCGUCGCGUGGCCGUCUGCCCAACCAUACGCCCUCGCCCUUUUUUUCGUCAGCAUGUGCUACUACGUUCAUGUUGCUAAUUGGUCACGACCAGGAAUAAAGGCCAGCUCAACCUAUGCAUUGGCUCGACGUCUCCUGCCAACAGUCUUGUAUGGAUGUGCAGUGUUGAGCAAGAGUGUGGCGGUCCUCGCACCUGCGGGCUUGGUGUUCAUUGACGUCUUGAUUUGCCUCAAGCGACCCUCCAUCAAUCCAAGUCUUCGAUGGCACGUUUUACAGCUCCUUCGGGGGUUCUUUGGCUUUGGAGUUGUUGGAGCAAUGGCUGUGUGGGCUAUGGUCGCGUCCAACAAAGGUGGGGACACAUGGGAGGCAGAUCCACUGCACAUUCCAUUUCACGAAUGCAUCGUCAAGGCGUUUGUGAUGAUUUCGUGGACGAUCCGAACAUUUGUAUGGCCGACGGAGCUCAGGGCGCACUACAGCCUCCUUCCUGGCGACAUGAACUUCUCAACAAAUUCAACAAGUCUCUUGUCUUUAGUGGCUUGCAUUGGGAUUACAAUGUGGAGUUUGAGUCGACGAGCGGUUUGUCCAAGCGCCUUGGCAGCGUGGACGUACUCUGUCGUGAUGCUUCUCCCCGUGUGCGGACUUGUGCAACAUGGAAUCAUCACUCUCACGGCAGAUCGAUACGUCUACUUUCCAACUCUGGUGGCCAUUCCACUGCUUGGUGCUGGAAUUGCCCACGCGACAAAGCUCGGCAUAAACUCCUGCCUGGUUAGCUUUACUGCUAUCUUCCUCGCGUUCGCGUUACUGAGUGCCCGCCAAAUGAAUACAUGGCGCAAUGACGAAACGCUAUGGCUCCAUAACAUCAAACAAGAUCCUGCAGACUGGAGAGCUCUGGAUCACUUGGCCGACUACUAUGCCAGAGUCGGUAGAGUUGCCGAGAGCCCUCCAUACUGGGAGCGCUCGCUGUGGCACAUGCCCCGCACGGGUGUCAAAGCGAAGCUCCAACAAGCGCGCCUCCUCAUGUACCUCGGUCGCUACGACGAAGGAUGUGCCUUGUACGAAUCGGAAUUGCAGCGGCAUCCUCGAAGCACGCACCUCCUCAACAACGUAGGCGUUUGCCACAUGCGUUCGAGCAAGUAUGCCUUGGCAAAGCAGUCGUUUCAGGACGCGGUCGAGUUUGCCGUAGGCCUUGCAGGCGACGUUGGUGGUGUUGACACUUCGACGCCUCAGCUGAACCUGCGCCAGCUGGAAGCGUGGGAUGGCCAAGCCGACUACCAUGCCAACUUAAUGUGGUGACGCUAGCUGCGGAUGUCGAGAUGCCCGAAUCCCUUCUUUAAACCAUGAUUCAGUCAAACUUCACGCAUAUAUAUCUCUGCUUCUUGUACGUUGAAAACCCAAGCGAUAUCACGACUGGG